Messenger RNA from Oncorhynchus mykiss (rainbow trout), 2004 nucleotides. RefSeq names its product wingless-type MMTV integration site family, member 4 (gene wnt4). Gene Ontology annotation, biological process: canonical Wnt signaling pathway; neuron differentiation; cell fate commitment. Gene Ontology annotation, molecular function: frizzled binding; cytokine activity. Gene Ontology annotation, cellular component: extracellular region. The record is from RefSeq and is marked provisional. NCBI's taxonomy places the organism in Eukaryota, Metazoa, Chordata, Actinopteri, Salmoniformes, Salmonidae.
AGUGCCAUCCACAGAGCAAACGCACAGUGGUAGGCUGUGAAAGAUUGUGUGAAGAGUGUGUUUCGUGAAUGUGUGUGUGACAACGUAAAGAGAACCAAAGCCCAUCAGUUGGAAUGGACCACAGUAGCAAUAACACCGCAAUCGAGGAGCGUCUCGAGAGCACCUGAGGGAUUACAACUCCAACUCGAGAAGAAGUCGUUAAGGUUUUUACUGCCCCUCUCAUUGCGCGCCCGGUGGUGUUAACGCGAAAACAGGAACGAGAGUAAACACGUGAAAUAAGAAGGUUCCAAUUCAGUCCCAGCCUUCCCGAGUUUGGCGCAGUGACACAGAAAAAAAUCAUUUCUGUGUAUUUUUAGCAUCCUCUCUUUUCCCUAUCCUCCCAUCUUUUUCUCUCUCUCUGUGUGGAGAGAGAGCAGGAGACGAACGGACCGGGUGACACAGCUGCGAGUCUCACGCCUCUCCGGUUGAUCUAUGUGGAUGUGUGAUGAUGGAUUAACUGUAUUUAACGGGGUCCCAAGUAUCUCCGGUACUUCACUAGACCACCGCCGCCAGCUCUCGUCCCUCCCCCUGGGAGCGCGUGGCAGAGAUCCCUGCCAUACUUUCUGUGGAUUACUUAAACUCUCUUUGGGAUUUUUCUCUCCUGGUAGCACUCGCGAUGACCGCGGAAUAUGUUUUACGGUCCCUGCUGAUGCUCUUCCUCGCGCUGCUCUCGGCCAACGCCAGUAACUGGCUGUACCUGGCUAAACUGUCGUCGGUGGGCAGUAUCAAUGAUGAGGAGACGUGUGAACGUCUGCGAGGACUCAUCCAUAAACAGGUGCAGAUCUGUAAGCGCAGUGUGGAGGUGAUGGAUGCUGUUCGGCACGGGGCUCAGCUAGCCAUAGACGAGUGUCAGUUUCAGUUCCGGAACCGCCGAUGGAACUGUUCCACACUGGACACCAUGCCCGUCUUCGGCAAGGUCGUCACACAGGGCACUCGGGAGGCAGCCUUUGUUUAUGCCAUCUCAGCAGCCAGUGUGGCGUUCGCUGUGACCCGGGCCUGCAGCAGCGGAGAGCUGGAGAAAUGUGGCUGCGACCACAACGUCCACGGAGUCAGUCCAGAAGGGUUCCAGUGGUCAGGCUGUAGUGAUAACAUUGCUUAUGGAGUGGCCUUCUCUCAAUCCUUUGUUGAUGUGAGGGAGAGGAGUAAAGGACAGUCCCCCAGCAGAGCACUCAUGAACCUACACAACAAUGAGGCCGGUAGGAAGGCCAUUCUGAGCCACAUGCGUGUGGAGUGUAAGUGUCAUGGCGUGUCAGGUUCCUGUGAGGUGAAGACCUGCUGGAAGGCCAUGCCACCAUUCCGCAAGGUGGGCAACGCCAUCAAGGAGAAAUUUGACGGCGCCACAGAGGUGGAGCAGCGCAAGGUGGGCACCACCAAGGUCCUGGUGCCACGGAACUCCCAGUUCAAACCUCACACAGACGAAGACCUGGUCUACCUGGAGCCCAGCCCCGACUUCUGUGACCACGACCCGCGCACACCAGGCAUGCUGGGUACGGCGGGGCGGCAGUGUAACCGGACGUCGAAGGCCAUCGACGGCUGUGAGCUGAUGUGCUGCGGCCGGGGCUUCCAGACAGAGGAGGUGGAGGUGGUGGACAGGUGCAGCUGUAAGUUCCACUGGUGCUGCUACGUCAAGUGCAAACAGUGCCGCAAGAUGGUGGAGAUGCACACCUGCCGGUGAUCACCAUGGAAAUCCCCAAUGGAGACCCAAACAAAUGCCCCAUCACACCCCACUCUCUCCUUUCUCACCUGCACAGAAGGAUGGGAGGGAGGGAGAGGGGGAUGGUGUUUGUGGUUUACCUUUUCCCCAUUUCAAAACCAUCCCUAUUCCUUUUACAAUAGACCCCGGGAACAGACAGACAGAGGUGGAACGAGGACAUGGGCAUUCCCAGUCAGUUCAUACAAUGUUAAAGGAAAAUGAUACACAUGCACGGGAUGUAUAGAACUAAAAAUAUAUAUAUCCCAACAGAG